AUGGCUCAAGGCUCCAGCCCAGCCUCUCCAUCCACCCACUCCCCCUCGCACUCCCUCGCCGCAGCCGCAGCGCUCAACGCCGGAAUCCACAACGAAGAAGCCCGCCGCUCGCCCGGCAGCUCCGCGCGCAAUCCCAGCUUCGACAACGCGCGCCGAAGAUCCAGCAUCCGCAUGAACCUGCACCUGAACGACCCCGGCGUCCCCGGCCCUGGCGAGCUACAGAUGAGCCCUGGGCUGCGCCAUAGCAUGACAUGGGGAGGAAGUCCCCGGCACGAGCGGACGCCGAGUCUGGGGGAGCUGCAUCAGGAACUGGAGAGCGAGCAGGAAGGGCAGGUGGUGCGUUACUCCAGCGCCUCCCUAGCAGCUUCACCGAAGCCAGCUGUAACUGGCCCAAUCGCUAACAACGGCUCCCAGAACCGCCUCCUAAGCAUGAUCCGCGCGCAACAAGCCCAGAUCGCGGCGCUCCAAUCCAGCCAACCCUCUUCCUCGGCCGCCGUCGUCGACGACAGCACUCCAACUUCGGAGCGCUCCCUCUCCUUCCCCUCGCACGCACCUCACCCGGCGACGGCCCACCCCACUACGACCGUCCCAAUCCCGCGCACCCGCUCCCCAGCCCCCUACGCCCCCUCCCGCAACCCGAGCCAACAGCACACCUCCAUAUCCCGCACAAGCAGCCACGCCUCGAACUCUCCGGCACUGCACCCGCUGCACCCGCACAGCAGCCACGGCGGCGAGGACUUUCUGCUCGGCCUGCCCGCUGCGAGGGAUAGAGACGAUGCGGCGUACUACCAGGCGGAGACGCAGAGUCUGGUGCGGGAGAACCAGAUGCUGAAGCUCAGAAUCAGGGAGCUGGAACGGUUGGUGGGGGAGAUGAACACGGCGAGUGGGGGCGGAGGGCAAGGGGGAGCUGGGGGACAUGACCCUGGGAGGUCGAGUAAUUUGGUCAGUGCGCCGGUGGAGUCGUCGGAGGGGGAGAGCGGGGCGGGGGCCGAGGGCAGAGAAGGGGGUGGGGGAGAGUGA
This is a messenger RNA of Coniosporium apollinis CBS 100218, 1020 nucleotides long. RefSeq lists its product as uncharacterized. Bases 1 to 1020 code for a protein of 339 amino acids. The transcript has a single exon. The record is from RefSeq and is a predicted model, not a curated record. NCBI's taxonomy places the organism in Eukaryota, Fungi, Ascomycota, Dothideomycetes.